Molecule: messenger RNA, 1785 nt
Organism: Kwoniella mangroviensis CBS 8507
Lineage: Eukaryota; Fungi; Basidiomycota; Tremellomycetes; Tremellales; Cryptococcaceae
Exons: 11
Coding region: 1-1785 (594 amino acids)
Biological process (GO): transmembrane transport; nucleobase transport
Cellular component (GO): plasma membrane
Molecular function (GO): nucleobase transmembrane transporter activity
Source: RefSeq, a predicted model, not a curated record
AUGAAGAUUAGAGUGAAAGAAGUAUUGAAGAAACUUGAAAGUGACCAUGUGCCUACCUUAUCGCAUAAAGAAUUGUUCUUAGCUACCACUGAUUUAUUACCAGUCACUGACGAGAAGAAAACAUGGGACUCAUGGACAUUUGUCGGUUUCUGGGUAGCAGAUUGCUUCAAUUUGAAUACGUUCCUCAUCGCCUCUUCAAUGAUAACAGCGGGACUUAACUGGUGGCAGUCACUUUUAUGUGUUGUCAUAGGUUACUCGAUGGUGGGACCCUUCAUCGUUCUCAAUGCUAGACCAGAAGCGGUAUGGGGACUGGUCUUUCCAGCAGUUUGUCGAACCACUUUUGGCGUCUUUGGUACUUUCUGGCCAAUAUUCACUCGUGCCACGAUCGCGUGCGUCUGGUGGGGAUCCCAGUGUUGGCUUGGCGGACAAUGCGUUCACGUAUUGAUCAGAGCGAUCUGGCCAAGUUUUACCAGUAUCAAAAAUACCAUGCCUGCUAGUACGGGCACUUCGACUGACUAUGUGAUCUCAUUUAUCAUCUUCUGGCUCUUAUCAUUACCUACAAUAUGGGUACCGAUCCACAAACUCCGAUGGUACUUAUUCGCCAAAGCGAUCGUGGGUCCAUUGGCCGGUCUGACACUCCUCGGAUGGUCAGUCAAACGAGCUGGUGGAGCUGGACCGAUAUUCAGUCAAACUGCUACUUUGAAAGGGUCGAAACUCGCUUGGCAGAUGGUCACAAGUAUAAGCGAUUGUUUUGGUAAUCUGGUGACUUUGAUUGUGAACGCACCAGAUUUCGCCUCAAGAGCCAAGACCCCCUCUGCCUCCGUAUGGUCACAACUGAUAACCAUGCCACUCGGGUUCUCAAUCACUUCCUUCCUCGGUAUCGUGAUCUGCUCCUCCAGUGCUGUGCAGUGGGCUCAGCCCAUCUGGAACGUCAUUAAGAUUAUGGAAGCGAUGUUGGAUGGAGCCGAACCCAGCAGAAGAGCAGGAUUGGCUUUUAUCGCCAUGGGGUUCAUAUACGUAACUCUCUUGAUGAAUGUCGUGGGCAACUCGAUCGCUGCAGGAUGCGAUUUCACUGCCUUGUUCCCUCGAUACCUAUCAAUCAGAAGGGGUGGUUAUAUAGCUGCGAUAGUUGGGAUUUGCAUGGCUUAUCUGAUUAUGAUGAUUUUCAAUAAAAAUCCUUGGCUACUGUACAAAUCGCCUCAAACGCUGACCAAAUUUCUCGCCGCUAACGGAAUCUUCCUCGCAUGCAUUGCUGGGCCGAUGAUAUCUGAUUAUUGGCUGGUACGUAAAGUUCAUGUGAGAAUUAACGAUCUUUACGUAGCAGAUAAAAAAGGUUGGUAUUGGUAUACGGCAGGUAUGAAUUGGAGAGGGUAUCUUGGGAUGCUAUGUGGAUUCGCUAUUAAUUUACCAGGGUUUAUCAGUACGAUCCACCCGUCUAUCAAAGUCUCCCAAGGUGCUAUGAAGUUAUAUUACCUACUAUGGCUUACUGGACCGGGAGUAUCAGGUUUAGUAUAUUACCUAGCCUGUCUUCUCUCUCCUCCACCAGGUAUGAGCAAAAUCUUUGAAGAAGUAAAUGAGUUAGCCGGUGAACCGAGAGUAGAUCAGAUAGUACAAACAAAUGGUGCAUUGACGUCAGCUGCUGCCACCAUGUCGGCUCUCUCGACUGCUCCGGAGAUUGAAGCAGGACCACAGAGGAGCGAACGAGAAGUACGGUCCAGUAACGACAUCGCUGAUUUUGCUAUAAGGAACACGGGCGAUGUGAUAAAGAGAUCCGUUACACGGUAA